CAAUAAGUCAGUCAACGUAAUCUCCCCUGUAAAGAGUUCUUUAACUAACAGAGGAAGAAAAGAUGGACAUGGGAAAUGGCGUCAAAUUUGAAAGGAAAAAAAUUUGCUGGAUGAGAUCUGGGAAGCAGUCAACAUGACAAAAUGUCCUCCCAGACAAAGGUCACUAUGCAACCUGUGACACCGACACAACCUCUGACCUCCAUGUGGAAGUUUGAACUCAUCCUGUACAGCCUGAUCUGGUGUGGUGGCUUGGGCUACUCCUGUUACUCUGUCUUUCUUAUAUCUGCAGAGUAUAAAGAAGAUUUAAACCCACACUUGUUUGAACAAGGCUGGAAAUUUUUAGACAGAGACAAGGAUGUGGGUGACUUUGAGUGGACAUUCUUCUACAGCUGGUUCUGGGUAGUCUUACCCUGGUACCUGGGAUACUGCUUGGUCACUCAGCUACUUUACGCCAAGUACUACCAGUACAGAACAGUGAUAAGCUUGGUGAUCUCUGUGCUAUGCCUGUGCUGGGUGAUGGGAUGGCGGCCAGUCGCUCUGAUCCUCAGCCACUGUGCCGUGUGUCACCUGACGUCCUGCUGGGGCUCCCCCACCCUGGUCUGGCUCACCUGUCUACUCCUUCUCUCCACACUCAACUUUGAACCAUUCUUCAGUCUCAUGAAAGUGGCUGUUCCUGAUGACCCUAUGGAGACCAAGUUCUACCUUCUGCUCUUCACCCUGGCCCUGUGUAACCUGCGUUACACCAGCUUUUGUUUAGAGAAGGUUCAGAGGCGGCAGUUCCAGGAGACCAGAGACCAUGAUGGUCAGCUGACAAGAACAACCAAUCAGUGCACUUUCAUCGACCUUCUAGCUUACACCUUCUAUCUGCCUCUGUUCUUUCACAGGCCUCUGUUGACGUAUGAUGUAUUUAGUGAACAGAUUUCAGAAGCUAAACAGCCGUGGACAUUGUCUCGAGUGGUGGCAGUAGGGAAACACUUUACCAGAGUGAUCUUCUGGGCAGUAGUCAUUGAGUUCACACUCCACUAUUUCUACUUCCAUUCACUUCAAGGGAGCCUGAGUGUAAUGAUGAAGGUUCCUCUCUGGGGCCUCGCUGGUAUCGGAUACCUUCAUGGCCAAUUCUUCAUGAUGAAGUAUGUGGUGAUGUUUGGGUUUCCUGCAUGUGUUGCAAAGGUGGAUGGGCUGAACCCCCCAGAGGGCCCCAAGUGUAUUUCGCGCAUAUGUUACUACUCUGACAUGUGGAAGUACUUUGACAGAGGAUUGUACAGUUUUAUAAAAAGGUACAUCUAUGUACCCCUGGGCGGUUCUCGCUGUGGUCUGGUCCGUCAACUGACAAUUUCAGCCCUGACCUUCCUCUACGUCUUCUACUGGCAUGGAGCAGAGCUGUACCUUUUCCUCUGGGCAGCCCUAAACUACCUGGGUAUCAUGCUAGAGCUACUUGGUGCCAAGCUCACCAAGAUUCUUGGGACCCGUUACCUGGGGUCUGCCAUGGCAUCCCGUCUCCAUGCUCUUUGUACAGUUCCUCUAUUUGCCAUGUCAGCUCUCUCCAUCUUUGUCUUCUUUGGUGGAGCUGAGACAGGCCAGGUGUAUUUUAAUAGACUCCUGAUUGAAGGGUAUCCAGUCAGCGUUCUGCUCAUAGCCCUGGUCCUGUAUUGCGGUGUCCAUGUUUGUGCAGGAAUCAGCCAAUGGGAGCAACAGAAAGUGAAACAGAAAGUGAAACACAAAGUAUGGUAA
This is a messenger RNA of Liolophura sinensis, 1731 nucleotides long. Its product is annotated as protein-cysteine N-palmitoyltransferase HHAT-like. The transcript has 12 exons. Gene Ontology annotation, molecular function: palmitoyltransferase activity. NCBI's taxonomy places the organism in Eukaryota, Metazoa, Mollusca, Polyplacophora, Chitonida, Chitonidae. Gene Ontology annotation, biological process: protein palmitoylation. Bases 142 to 1731 code for a protein of 529 amino acids. The record is from RefSeq and is a predicted model, not a curated record. Gene Ontology annotation, cellular component: endoplasmic reticulum.